Molecule: messenger RNA, 5621 nt
Organism: Branchiostoma belcheri (Belcher's lancelet)
Lineage: Eukaryota; Metazoa; Chordata; Leptocardii; Amphioxiformes; Branchiostomatidae
Product: slit homolog 2 protein-like
Exons: 6
Coding region: 602-5596 (1664 amino acids)
Cellular component (GO): plasma membrane
Molecular function (GO): protein binding
Source: RefSeq, a predicted model, not a curated record
CGUGUGCGAUUCCGCAGAACGAAUGGAUUGAGCUCUGCUGACUAAUUUGUUUUGCGGUUGCUGCUGAGUUUGAAUUUGGAUUUUCUGCAGCGGAGAGAAGACAGUCAUAAUAUCGCUGUCAGCUGUAGUUAGUGACGCCUUUGAUUGCCAGAUAUCUUUAUCUGAGCCUGGAUCUGCUUUUGUACCAUCACAAGCGGCACCCCAUGCCACGGGACCUCCCAAUCUGCAGAAGCUUCAACUGGAGAUCUCUUGCACUGUUUCCAUCAGUUGCCUUGCCACUCCCGUUAAGAGACAUCUUCACGAUUCGUCAGAGAUCGCACACUUCAAAGACCUCAGUUUUACGAAGACAGUGCUGGCAGGGGUCGUCAGUUGGCAGCGGUACAAGUUUGGAGACUUUCUACUGAACAGACUUGACAAUCGAGCCGAAACGCCUAUUCAGGAAGUCCCAGAAGUCCUUACUGUUCAUUGACUUGUCCCGUCUCAGGACAGUCCUGCCCGUGACUCUGAGUAGACAUGCCGGGACAGGAAGGGCAGCGGCUUUCAUCGAUCUGAGCAUUGCAGUUAUUUACGGUGGACAGUAUAGGACAAGAAGUACACAACGAUGAUGACUUCACUACCUCCUGUAUCCAUGAGUGUCCUUGUGGUCUGCCUACUGCUGGCUUUACAAACAGCACAGUCCUGCCCUGGCCCCUGCAGGUGCGAGGGGCACAAGGUUUACUGCAAUUCUGUCGGACUCACCACCGUGCCCUCAGGAAUUCCUUACGAUACCAGGAUUCUCGACUUAAGGAAUAACGUAAUUACCAGCCUAGGUGACGAUUCCUUGGAGAAUUUGACCUCACUCGUGGCGCUAGAUCUCAGUCAAAACCGGUUGACCGAGUUUCCCAGAGAGGCACUGAAAUGGCUGUUCACGCUGUCACGUCUUCACCUUGACGGCAAUGCAAUUGCAACUAUUCCAUCAAAUGCAUUCACUGCACAGCGAAACCUUCGAGAACUGACGCUGGGUUCCAACCGACUGACAGAGGUUCCCGUUGACGCCCUUACCGCGCUGUCAAAGCUGAGACGUCUGGCCCUCAACGAAAAUCGCAUCAACGCCAUCCCAAACGAUGCGUUUAGAGCACUGUCCUAUCUAAGACUUCUAGCCCUGUGGAAUAACUGUCUGGAGGACAUACGACCGCGUGGUUUUCAGGGGCUUUCACGGGUUUCCACCAUCGAUCUGUCACACGCAUGUCUGACAAGGGUUCCGUCGGAAGCGUUAAAAUACGUACCACGUCUAACUAGUCUCCACAUGGCUCAUAAUGAGAUCACGUCAUUGCCAGACGACGCUUUCCCUAACGUCCCAAAGCUCAGAGGACUGACACUGAACCACAACAGGAUCGGCUCGAUCAGCGCUAACGCGUUCCGCGGUCUAGCUCGCCUGGAAUUUCUGAAUCUACAGGAGAACAACCUGACCAGAGUACCUGAGGCCUUCAAGCACGUACCCAGCCUAACCACCCUGAUGCUGAACCGGAACGCUAUCCAGACGCUCUAUCCAUGGGACUUCCGGGCGCUACAGAGGCUUGCACACCUGUAUUUGGCCUUUAACGGUUUUACGACGGUCACGCCCGAAGUGUUUUCGGAGUUAGCGAGCCUCGUGACGCUGGACGUGAGCGGGUUUUUUAACUGCGACUGUCGCCUGCGGGGCUUCAAAGAAUGGAUUGAGACCACCAUGGUGAAAGUAGAGCAGGAUCUUUCUUGUUCGUCCCCGCCACACCUACAGGGACGACAACUGCGUUGGAUUCCCAGAAGUUCACUGAUGUGUGGAGUACGAGACGCUGGUCCUCCCCCGACGCCCCUACACUGCCCAGUAUAUUGCUCAUGUGAAGACCGCCAAGUCUCGUGUAACAACGCGCAGCUUACAGGUGUGCCCGGUGAUAUUCCAGACGGAGCCAUUAGUCUAGAACUGUCGAGAAACCUGAUAACUACAGUCAACAGCGACAUGCUGCUUCGACUAUCGGAUCUGCAGAACCUUGAACUGAACAAUAACCAGCUAGCUGCUGUUCCGAUUGAAUCCUUACAGCACCUUAGUGAACUGUUGUCGCUGGGCUUGUCAAGUAACCGAUUGACUGAUGUACCCCAGCAAUCGUUUCUGGGAUGUCCCAAUUUGUUACGCCUUGACCUGUCACAGAACAAUUUGUCCUCGGUCCCGAGUGAAGCCCUUGUCCCUUUGUGGCAGCUGCAUACUUUAGACAUCAGCUACAAUAUCAUCAAGAAUCUCGGCAGGGAGGUCUUGGCUGGACUUGCUCGUUUGCAUGUUUUGGUACUUAACGGUAACUGCUUCCAAGCGUUGGAGGAGGACGUCUUGUUGCACGUGCCAAAUCUUCGCCGUCUGCACCUGGAACGUACAUGUCUGCGGUCCGUCCCAUCGACCGGCCUGUCAGGUCUGAAUCGGCUCCAACAGCUAGAUCUGUCCGGCAACCAGCUCACAUCUGUUCCGCCGGGAGCGUUCAAAGGCAUGCCUGAACUCAGAGGCCUCGAUCUCAGCGAGAACAUGAUUUCAUCCAUCGACUCUGCAGCUUUUCAUAACCUCCCCCGACUGGACACAAUAACGCUGAAUCGGAACAACCUCAGGUUUGUGCCUCGGGAGGCAUUGGCUACGCUGCCGACAUUGUCAGCCGUCGAUCUCAGCAGGAACAAGCUGCGGGAACUGGACAGCCGUGACUUCUCAGGAAUAAGAGGAGACUUGACGCUUGGGCUUAGCUACAACAGGAUUGAGACGGUGGGCGCAGAUGUCUUGUCAAGUAUUUCAUCGUUGAGACAAGUCUACCUGCAAGGAAACCCGUGGGCGUGCAACUGUGAGUUACGAGGACUGAGAGAAUGGAUGGACGACAGCGACACAAUACCCAGUUCUAUAGGCUCUGCUGUUGAGAGAGAUGUGACAUGUGACAGCCCUACAAACCUGUCAGGCGAGGCAGUGGUUGACGUCUCUGCAGACGACCUGACGUGCCCAGAAAAUAGAAAUCCACCUUCUUUUGAGAACUACGAUGACGGUAAUGGCAAGGACCAGGAAGGUAACCCGGACGAGUGUCCUCAUCAGUGCCACUGCCGAGAGUCGGAAAUCUCCUGCAGCAACAGGGGGAUCACGGCGGUCCCUCACAACAUCCCGAAGAGCACGACCUUUCUUGACCUUGGAGAAAACAAAAUAGAAAAUAUUCACUUACUGCAUUUCUUCAAAUUACAAAACUUGCGGACUCUGAUAUUGAGAGAUAACAGGCUAUCGGACUUCCCUUUGGAGGCCCUGGAGUCUUUGCGGUCUCUGCAAAAACUUAUUAUGGAGAAUAACGCCAUCCAUUCCAUUCCACCUGAUGCAUUUACGUCCCUCCUGCAGCUCCGCGAGCUGUCACUGGACGCGCACAACCCUGAAAGCUUCUCUUUGGGACAGCUCGAGCCGCUCAAACAACUCCGAAAAUUGGUCAUCAACGGACAGAGUCUGCCAGAAAUCCCCGCUCGAGCUUUCUAUGGGCUGUCACGUCUUCGCAUCCUGGUGUUGCGGUUAUCUUGCACCACGGUCAUCGAUGCUCGUGCGUUUGACGACCUUGACAACUUGCGGAGAUUAGACAUAAGUGGGACAUGCAUCUCCAAUGUCGGUGAGUUCGUUAAGACCCUAGCUCAGGCUACAGCCUUAGAAUCACUCAUCCUAGCCGAGAAUGGGAUAAAACGAAUCCCGAGAGCGCCAUUCCUACCCAUGAUCAACUUGCGUUUCUUAGAUCUCAGCAGAAAUGGGGUGGAGAGAAUUGACGCCGAAGCAUUCCGCGGUAUAUCCCGACUCUUGUCCCUCACUAUGGACGACAAUCUUCUAAAAUCUGUUCCGUCGGAAGCGUUUCAUCACCUGCCCAGUCUUCGGAUUUUGAGCUUGCGCAACAACUCUAUCAAAGUGGUGAGGAACGAGGAUUUGGUUCCCCUGAUGAAGCUGACAGAACUUCAUCUAGACUCCAAUCAGAUCAGAUCCCUAGGAAGAAAAGUCUUCAACGAACUGGAGGAUCUCAGUGCCGUCUCCAUUUCCAACAACCCGUUUGAAUGUGACUGCGGACUGAAACACGUGCGAGGAUCGCUGGAGGAGUACACGUUUGGUAUAGGACUGGAGGUGGAGGAUAUGAUCUGUGCCGGUCCAGACUUUCUGACUGGCAAGAAGAUCAGAGCCUUGCUAGAAGAAGACUUUGUUUGUGGAAGUGAUGAGCAAAACAAGCGCGCGCAGAUUCUUCUUGAAGCUGAAAAGACUGGGAACAUUUGUCCUGAUAAAUGUGAAUGUGAAGAUACGGAAGUAACUUGCAUACGACGCAGUCUCAUCGAGUUCCCGGAUAAACUACCACGAACUGUGACGGAACUCUCCCUUUCAGCUAACCACAUCACAGAAAUUCCCCAACACACGGUCACUGGCCUGGAUAGACUGCAGUACUUACGUCUGAACAACAACCGUCUAACGUCUGUCCCGUCAGAUGCCCUGAAGGAUUUACCUUCCUUGAAGCGUCUUGACCUCUCUGGAAACAACAUCAAUACAUUCGCAGACGACGCCUUCAGGGAUCUAGGUAACCUGACAUCACUGUUGCUGGCAGAGAACAACCUUACAGAAGUUCCUCACUCAGCCCUAAAGCCGCUCUCUCACCUCCAGGAGCUUUAUCUGGGUACGAAUAGCAUCAGGAAGCUAACAAAAUCACCAUUCCCGUAUUUGAAAAACCUCCGCUUCCUGUCCCUUUCUGGGAACUGCAUGAAGAUGGUGGAGCACGACGCCUUCAAUAGACUACGCAACCUCCUGUCCCUGGAUCUCUCGAGAACGUCUCUGAAACAUGUACCGUCCAACGCACUGUCACAACUGGGGCAGCUCCGGACUCUGGACCUCUCCCAGAACGACAUCCGGUACGUCCAUGGUGGUGCCUUCCGGGGACUAGAACAGCUGAGGGUGCUGUAUAUCGCCAGGAACCGCAUAGGGGCCAUCCACAAUCGGGCCUUUGAAGGUCUGGUCCAUCUCACAGCCAUCUCCCUGUUUGACAACAAGUUGAGGAGGAUACCCGGGGCUCUACAGUCACUCCCGCUAUUGUCACAGGUGACCAUCUCAAGAAACAGGCUGCGCCAAAUCCGGAGCAUAGACGUUCCUCGCCUGGCAGGCAUGGCGACUUUGAGUCUGAGGGAAAACCGCAUAGACUCCAUAAACCCGUCCGUGUUCUCAGCGAUAUCUUUCCUAAGCCACAUAGACCUGGACAGGAACCCUUGGCGGUGUGACUGCCACCUGCGCGGCCUGCGUGAGUGGUUAGAGGAUCACGUGGACAUUGUCAACCCACGCCUGCACCCUGCAUGUGCCGGCCCCACCAACCUACAGGACAAGCGGCUGAUUGACAUCCUGCCUGAGGAUUUCACAUGCUCCAACCAAGAUGGCUUCCUGUACUUCUACCGGUACCUGACGACAAGGGAGACACAGGACGACCAGCCGGCCGCGCUGACAGCGACACCUGAUGGUAAAAAGCAGAAGUACACGCGAGACGAUCUGUAUGCCUUCCACCGGAGGAUGCAGCGCAUCAUGGAGCGGUUGGCAAGCAUUCGAAAGUACCUCAAGAAAAGGGGUUAGGUGGCAAACUCAACGGCAACCUGGA